Molecule: messenger RNA, 426 nt
Organism: Pteropus alecto (black flying fox)
Lineage: Eukaryota; Metazoa; Chordata; Mammalia; Chiroptera; Pteropodidae
Gene: IL9
Product: interleukin 9
Exons: 5
Coding region: 1-426 (141 amino acids)
Biological process (GO): immune response
Cellular component (GO): extracellular region
Molecular function (GO): cytokine receptor binding; growth factor activity
Source: RefSeq, a predicted model, not a curated record
AUGCUCCCAACCGUGGUCCUUGCUUCUGCCUUUCUCUUCUGCUCGGUGGCCAGCCAGGGGUGUUUGACCUUGGUAGGGAUCAAGGACAUCAAAUACCUCAUUGACAACCUGCAGAGAGAUCCAUCUUCAAAUUGCAGCUGCAGUGGCAAUGUGACCAGUUGUUUGUGUCUGCCCACUCCUUCUGACAACUGCACCACGCCAUGCUUCCAAGAGGGUCUGUCACUGAUGGCCAACACCACAGUGAAAACAAGUUUCCCCCUAAUUUUCAAUCGGGUGAAAAGAACAGUUGAAGCCCUGAAGAACAACAAGUGUCAAUUUUUUUCCUGUGAACAGUCAUGCAACCAAACCACAGCAGGCAACACACUGACAUUUCUGAAGAGUCUCCUGGGAAUCUUCCAGAAAGAAAGGAUGAGAAGCAGCACAUGA